UGCGGUCCGGCCGCCCAGAUAAAGGCUGGAGCCUCGGCCACCGGCAGCGUAGAUGCACCCGGUUACAGAGUUCGGGUCGGCGCGGGUCGUGUGCGCCACCGUAGAGGCUGCCAGUCGCAGACGUCGAGCUAGAGCAGCCUGGGAAAUGAACUCUUCAGGAAACAACGAAAAUUUCGAGGGCAGUAACUCCAGACCUUUCUUUUAUGUGCACCCCGUGGCCCAGCAGCUUCACCUGGGGCCCUGGUACCAGAAUCCUGUCUAUAAUCCAUUCUCCAUUCCUGGGGCAGGUUUCACAAAUGGAAGUCUGUAUUUUUCAUAUCCUGUGGUGCUCAAUGAGUAUCCUGGUUUCCUUGUCCCUCAAUCCCCGUUGCCCACUACUCUUAACCGACGACCCAUAGUCCCUGUGUUUUAUAACACGGCACAAUUCCGACAAUAUGGUGGCUAUUGGGAAAAAAUGAAAACAAAGGACACACAAACAGAAACUGAACCUCAACAGGCUGAAAACUUGAAUGAAAAACAAGACGUGCACUCAGAAGGCAACAGCCCUGAUGUAGGAAGGGUGACCAGUAUCCCUACAAUUACAUCAAAAGAAACUAUGCCAUUGUAUGAUGUGGCUUAUGGUAAAGCCAUGCCAGGGAACGAGGUGCAGCACAAUGGGAUUUCACAAACUUCCUGUGAAAGUAGAGGUGUGCUCUAUAGCCCUCGUGAGGGUAGAGACCACAUGAACUUGGGUGAAGGAAAGAAGGGAUAUGCAGCUAUUUCCCAAAACCCACCACCUUCAGCUGACAGAGAUGAGAUCCAGAAUAGCCUGAACUCAAAAUUGUACCAGUCUACUGGAGAUGUCAACAGGCUUCAUCAGGAAAGGCCACUCUGUGCCAGCAUGGAAGCAGUUAAAGACCUGAGCCUACAUUCAGAAUCUCAGAAACUCCUCACUGUAGGGGAAGUUCAACAAAGUAGGUCAGGCCACCCAGUGUGA
This is a messenger RNA of Kogia breviceps (pygmy sperm whale), 976 nucleotides long. The record is from RefSeq and is a predicted model, not a curated record. Lineage: Eukaryota; Metazoa; Chordata; Mammalia; Artiodactyla; Physeteridae.